UUCCACCGGAAAUCAUGCAAUUGAUCACACCACCUAGUUCUGAAGCAUCCGAUUCACCUACAAGUUUUUUACCUAGUACACCUGGUACACCAUUCUCAACAACAACACAGUUAAUCGAUGAUCGUUGUUCACCAUUGCCUUCACCAACGAUAAAUAAAUCAAAUUUACGUAAAAAACUUCGUAAAAAUCCAUAUCCGGUUCGUUCGCCAGAUAGGGAAACAACUGAAGAUACAAUGUGUUUAAGAAUUAAUGUAUACGAUAUUUACAAGAAAAAUCCAAAAGCACUUUUAGAUAGACCACAAUAUAGAAGAAAUGGUUAUAGGAAAAUACAAUCCGUUUGGGAAACAAAAAUUGAUAAAACUCAACCACCGCCACCACCAUUACCAUUUGAUGAAUUGAUGAGUAACUUGGAAGAUUUAGAACUUAGUAAUAAAAUUUUAGAUACAAUCGAACGUCCAAAAAUUACUUGGAGAGGUCCCGAAUCAAAUGUUGAAAUAUUACCACAUGCAAGUGUUUUACAUAGAGUUGAAGCGAAAGCUUGUGGAAUUUUAAGAUUAUCACCUGAACAAUACAUUAAUUCUAAACUAAUUAUUCUUACUGCUGCAAAAGAAUAUAAAGAAAGGUCUAUUCCAUUUAGAAAAGUUGACGCUCAAAGAUUGGUCAGAAUAGACGUGAAUAAGGCUUGUAAACUUUGGGAAUUCUUUUCACAAGCUGGAUGGAUUCAUAAUUAA
Molecule: messenger RNA, 731 nt
Organism: Dentiscutata heterogama
Lineage: Eukaryota; Fungi; Glomeromycota; Glomeromycetes; Diversisporales; Gigasporaceae
Source: the annotation of a GenBank genome assembly